ACAGUCUUUUUAAAAAAAUCUGAACGUGCUUUGUUUUAUUAUGAGAUUUAUGACUGGCUUGCUUAUUUAAAUAAAUUCUUAAUCCUCUAUUAAUAUCCAAUUUGCACUUUACGUGUUCCUUAUUUUACGAAAUUUAUAAAUUUCGGUUCUAUUUAAAUCAAAUUUAGGAAAUUCAGUUUUCGUCUGAGGUGUUACUUGUAAUGUAAUGGCUGAAUAUUAGCAUGGCUAUUGCUGUUGUUGAUAGCAAAAAAGUCAUUUUCACUGGGCGAGGUCAAACCAAAUUAUUUAUUUACAAAAAUAUAUUUCAGUGGCGCCAAUUGUAGCAGAAAACAAAAUUUUUAGUUUUUGUAUUCAUAUCACUUCAUAUUCCUACGAACUAAUUAGUGCUAGCUACUCUACAUUGUCGUCGUACUAGGACUGACGCUGAUUCAGCUGAAUUCUAAUUUUUUGAAAUUCUGAUUUUUACGUCAACAUUUGACUUUAAGCUAUGGCUUGUGCAACACUUAAAAGAAGUUGUGAAUGGGAUCCUUUACAGAGUCCUACAGGAAGAAGUCCUAAACGUCGCAGAUGUGCAGCAGUUAUGUCACCAUCGCCAAAGAUUUUCAAAUCUUCCUCCGAACCUCAAUCUCCAUUCGGAGAAGUUACUUCCAAACUAACCUCAGAGCAGAUAGCCCAGAAUAUUAGAGAUGAAAUUAAAAAACUCCAUCGAAGAAAGCAACUUCGAUUUGAGUCAAGCGACAGCUCUGAUAGCUCCUCCGGAAUAUCUGCUCCAACUUCCAGUUCAGGUCUCAUGGCUCCUACAUGCCGGGAUCAGCCACUUUUCACUUAUCGUCAAGUUGGUAUGAUUUGCGAGCGAAUGAUUAAGGAAAGGGAAAAUCAAAUUAGAGAUGAAUACGACCGCAUCCUCAACGCUAAAUUGGCCGAGCAGUAUGACACUUUUGUCAAGUUUACUUACGACCAGAUUCAAAAGCGCUACGAAAACUCUACUCCCAGUUAUUUAUCUUAAUCACUUCUAUUUGCGAGUUAGAAAAUAUUAAUGCUACCGAACUAUGAACUUGAGGUAACAUUCAAAAAAUUGCUGCAUUGCCAAUAUAAAUUUCUUGCUUUUACUUUUCCUUCCCAAAUCUAGAUAUAUAUUUUUGUUUUCCUUUAUUUCAAAAGCUGUAUUGUAUAGCAGCCAGAAUAUAUAUAAUAUAAUGAAUUUUUGUCUCAUUGUAUGUGUGGAUGUGUCUUUAAUAAGUUCUUUUUGUUACCCACUCAUAUAUGUUAAUAUUCUGCUGUAAAAUAAAUAACCGUAUUGAUUGUUUAUACAAGUGACAAUUUUGUGUACAGUAAGUAGCCAGUUGUGAAUUUUUCAAUCACCAAAAAAAAGGACUAGUAAUGGUGGAGUUUCCGAAUUGGAUUUGCUAAUCAGGUGUGCAUCGAGUUCUAAGACUUACUUUGAACUCUUGUAACUCUUAAGCUAUGCAAUAUCUGUAUUGAUUUUGAAUAUAACUUUAUAAUUUAUUAUGUUACUUCAAAGUGCCUGGUACGAAUUUCUGAAUAUUUUUAUUUGUGUGAUGUAAGAUUGUAAAACUUCAUAUAUUCCAUUAAAAUUCUGAAUUAUUUAUCAAAUUUUUCUAAAAGACAUUUUACUCUUUCUUAUAACUUGUACAAUUUCAUUUGUAGACAAAUUUUGCUGUACUCAAUUUUGAAGUAAUCAUUUGCAAGGCUAAGAGGCAUAAAAAUAUUUUGAUCUUUAUUAUCAUUUGCAAGAAAUUUGUUUGCUGUGCUUGAUUGAUGCAAUGGUUAAAUAGAACAUUUAUUUUGAGUAUCAGAAAUGGAUGCCUUAAAAUUUAUAGCUCAGUGUUAGUAGAUAUAACUUGCAGAAAAUUUUAUACUUGUACUUCAGGCCUAAAGUAACCUGUCUUAAAUAAAGUGUUUGUUCUAUAGCA
Molecule: messenger RNA, 1934 nt
Organism: Parasteatoda tepidariorum (common house spider)
Lineage: Eukaryota; Metazoa; Arthropoda; Arachnida; Araneae; Theridiidae
Gene: akirin
Product: akirin
Biological process (GO): positive regulation of innate immune response; positive regulation of transcription by RNA polymerase II
Cellular component (GO): nucleus; chromatin
Molecular function (GO): transcription coregulator activity
Source: RefSeq, a predicted model, not a curated record